AGUUUGUUCUCUCUUCACUAGAGAGUGCUGCAGUCUAUUUGCAAAAUGGCCUCGUCUCGACUUCUCCAGCUCGCCCGAAAUGGCUUGCCACCUAGGUCAUCACUUAAUAUGCAGUUCCGUACUACAUACAAACUUGUAACAGAUCCUCUGGGAUCAGAACCCAAGACCAAUCAAGAAAUCGCCGAUCGUGCAGGAGAUCACCUUCUUUUAACGGAGAUCUUUCGAGGUUUUGGGGUGACUCUUGCACACUUUUUCAAAGAGCCAGCAACCAUUAACUACCCAUUUGAGAAAGGACCUCUAAGUCCUCGAUUCAGAGGGGAACAUGCCCUCAGAAGGUAUCCUUCUGGAGAAGAGCGCUGCAUUGCUUGUAAACUGUGUGAAGCCAUUUGCCCUGCUCAAGCAAUCACCAUUGAGGCAGAGCCCCGUGCAGAUGGCAGCAGACGAACCACCAGAUAUGACAUUGAUAUGACCAAAUGCAUUUAUUGUGGAUUUUGUCAGGAAGCAUGCCCUGUCGAUGCAAUUGUUGAGGGUCCUAACUUUGAGUUCUCCACUGAAACCCAUGAAGAGUUGAUGUACAACAAGGAAAAAUUACUGAAUAAUGGAGACAAAUGGGAAGCUGAAAUCGCCGCAAGUCUUCAAGCCGAUCAUCUGUACCGUUGAAGCUUUCGAUACUAGCAAAGUUUCACCAAUGUAAUAUUAUAGUAAGAAGGUCCUUGAUGGUGUCAAUAGAUGAAUACGAAAUCA
Daphnia pulicaria is the source of this 744-nucleotide messenger RNA. RefSeq names its product NADH-quinone oxidoreductase subunit I-like (gene ND-23). The record is from RefSeq and is a predicted model, not a curated record. The coding region runs from base 46 to 660 and encodes 204 amino acids. Gene Ontology annotation, molecular function: 4 iron, 4 sulfur cluster binding; NADH dehydrogenase activity. NCBI's taxonomy places the organism in Eukaryota, Metazoa, Arthropoda, Branchiopoda, Diplostraca, Daphniidae. Gene Ontology annotation, cellular component: membrane. The transcript is spliced from 4 exons. Gene Ontology annotation, biological process: mitochondrial electron transport, NADH to ubiquinone; mitochondrial respiratory chain complex I assembly.